AUGUGCAUUGGCAGAAACUACAUGGACCACAUCACCGAGCUGGGCAACAAGAAGCCAGCAAACCCUUUCUUCUUCUUGAAGCCACCGUCAUCUAUCCUCCUCAAGGGUGACGGUCCCGUGUUGCGUCCCAGAGGUGUCAAUGUCCAUUACGAAGUUGAGCUGGGUCUUGUCAUGGGUCGUAAGGUCAGAGACCUUGACCCCAACGAUACUCAAGGUGCUCUGGACUCCAUCGAAAGUUACCUUCUCACUAUUGACAUGACUGGCCGUAACGUCCAGGAGGAGGCCAAGAAGAAGGGUCUUCCAUGGAGCAUUGCAAAGGGGUUUGACACCUUCCUCCCAAUCGCUGGUCCCAUCGCAAAGUCCAAGAUCGCCGACCCUCAUAACAUUGAGCUGUUUUUGAGCGUCAACGGCGAGAUGAAGCAGAACGACAACACUAAUCUCAUGCUCUUCCAAAUUCCUAGACAGCUGGCCGAUAUCAGCAGAGUCAUGACACUUGAAAAAGGAGACAUCAUUUUGACUGGCACUCCCAAGGGUGUCGGCGCUGUAAAGACUGGCGACGUCAUUAGAGCCGGCAUGCGUGUGGACGGAAAGGAGAUUGAAGAGGCCAACAUUGAGGUCGAGGUCAAGGACCGUGAGGGUCCUUAUGAGUUUGCUGAGACAUGA
This is a messenger RNA of Aureobasidium pullulans EXF-150, 663 nucleotides long. RefSeq lists its product as uncharacterized. Gene Ontology annotation, molecular function: acetylpyruvate hydrolase activity. Gene Ontology annotation, cellular component: mitochondrion. The transcript has 2 exons. The record is from RefSeq and is a predicted model, not a curated record. The coding region runs from base 1 to 663 and encodes 220 amino acids. NCBI's taxonomy places the organism in Eukaryota, Fungi, Ascomycota, Dothideomycetes, Dothideales, Saccotheciaceae.